Messenger RNA from Hydractinia symbiolongicarpus, 3002 nucleotides. Its product is annotated as tubulin epsilon chain-like. Gene Ontology annotation, cellular component: cytoplasm; microtubule. The transcript has a single exon. Gene Ontology annotation, biological process: mitotic cell cycle; microtubule cytoskeleton organization. The record is from RefSeq and is a predicted model, not a curated record. Bases 1510 to 2961 code for a protein of 483 amino acids. Gene Ontology annotation, molecular function: structural constituent of cytoskeleton; GTP binding. Lineage: Eukaryota; Metazoa; Cnidaria; Hydrozoa; Anthoathecata; Hydractiniidae.
AUGAUAUCGUCUUAAGUUUAAUUUCUGUUAUAAAUGAUAAUCAUGAUAAUUAAACAUUACCAUACAUAAUUUAUGUUUAAAAUUUCAAACUAAAACAUAAAAGUCUUACAUAUCUUCAUAGUACCGUAAAAUGCAUGCUCCAAUUUGAUCCUGUACAUGAUGUUAUACAUAAUUAGCAUAAGUUCAAAAUCUUAUGAAUCGAUUAAGAUUUAUUAAAAAGAAUGGAUUCAAGACAUAGCUCUUUCAUAUAAAAGCAUUUUAUUUUUACAUGCUUUAAGGUAGGCUUAACAGGCCCAUACGGGGUCAGUUUCUUUUAAUAACUCUUCUUUGCUAUGCUGCAUGGUUAUAUUACCUACUGAGUUUUUAUAUUCAGGUUUUUAUAUUUAACUCUCCAAUACCCCCUAGAACCUUAGAUAUUGGCAAUUACUCGAAACUACCUUUUAAAUUUCUUAAAAUCCUUAUAAUAAGGAUUAUUCUUAAAAGUGAAACUCCAAACAUAACUUCUUUUAAUUCAGGGGAAUCAAUCUGUAAAUUUUGUCGUGUGAUCAACUCGAUUUCUUGAUUUUUUUGAAUUUUACCCAAAAAUGGAGAAAAAUCGGAUUUUUAGGAAAUUUGAAAAUUGACAUAAAAAACUUUAAAACUGACUUUAAAAAGACAACGUAAAAACUGAAAAAUAUGGUAAAUAACUUUUAUUUGGCUACCAGAACCUUUAAACAGAAUGUAAUAAUUCGCUCUAAAAUUAAAGUAAUUGAAUUUUAACCAGAUGUGGUAUUUUGGACAAAUUUCAAGCUCCCAAUGACGUCACAGAAAAAGUGCUGAAGUUUACCUAAGUUUCAUUGAAUAUGGAAAAGUGUAUUAAGUUGUGGAGCCAGUCAUAAUAUUUUUGAAAAAUCCUGGACUAUUAUAGGGUUUAAAUGGACCCAUUUAAAGAAAAUAAGAAAAAUGCUAAAAAAAUUAUAUUGAAAUUUUUCAGGGUGUUAAGGAGUAUUGAAGACUUAGCAUACAACAAUAAUUUGUACUAUAAAAUGACUUUCUUAACAUAAAUUUUUAUAUUGGUCAUCUUCGUAUUUAUUGUAUGUAUUUAUCAUUUAAAUUAAAGAAAGCCAUAAUUUCAAAAAAUUAUUAAAUUUAAUUUCAUGUUUAGAACGGAAUUUCUAACAGAAGAAUGCUUAGUCUAACGACAGAAUAUUUUUUUGUAAUUCUUUUAGACACAUAAAACCAUCACUUUAAGCACUAGUUCACAAGCUUGAGAUACUUUGGAUACCUUGGACAGAUUUCUUUUAUACAAAGAAUGAUUUACAUAAAACUAUCUUGUUUUUCAAUGCUACUUCUGUCUCUUCUGAGUCAAUUCUUUUAUUGCUUUGAAGGAACGCAUCUAAAUUCUAUUUAAAGGUCUGAGAUCUUUUGACUUUACAGUUUUUCCUUCAGUGUAAGCCAUAGAAAUAUUUGGCUUUGCAACAAAUGUAGGCUCACGCAAAAGAUUUAAAUGUUUUAACCUUUUUUUAGAUCAUGACUCAGUCAAUAAUAAUACAAGUAGGACAAUGUGGCAACCAGAUUGGUUACCGAUUUUGGGAUGCUGCAUUAAAGGAGCACUCUAGUGUAAACAAAGAAGGCGUGUGUGAUGAAUCUCUGUCAAGUUUUUUUGAGAAUGUUGAUCAUCAUACUGGCCAAACAAUACCUAUUGAUAAUGGUAAACAUAAAAUUCAACAGUUGAAAGCACGUGCUGUUUUGGUUGAUAUGGAGGAAGGUGUUGUUAAUGAAAUCAUGAAAAGUUCUCUGAGGAAUAUCUUUGAUAACCAGCAAUUGAUAACAGAUGUUUCAGGAGCUGGAAAUAAUUGGGCAGUUGGACAUUAUGAAUAUGGUGAAAAAUAUAGGGGAAAAAUAUCAGAAGUAAUUCGGAAAACAGUCGAGAAAUGCGACUGUUUACAAUGUUUUUUUUGUAUACAUUCAAUGGGCGGAGGGACUGGCUCUGGGGUUGGUACAUAUGUUUUACGCUUAUUGCAAGAUGAGUAUGCUGAUGUUUUUCGAUUUGUCACAGCCGUUUACCCGUCUGAAGAUGAUGAUGUCAUCACAUCACCAUACAACAGUGCCUUAGCAAUGUAUCAAUUGACUCAAGGUUCUGAUGCUGUAAUACCCAUUGAAAAUCAAGCACUGAUGAAUAUUGUUAAACGGAUCACCCAACAUGCACCUAAGAAGACAGGAAAACGAACAUUUGCAAAUACAGGAGGUUUAAGUGGUUUCCAAUCUAAAACAAUAAACAAUAUAAAAACCAAUCAAGAUGACAAGAAGGAAAAGCCAUUUGACAGUAUGAAUAACAUUGUAGCUGACCUGAUUUUAAACCUCACCAGUUCAUCUCGGUUCGAAGGAUCUUUAAAUGUAGAUUUGAAUGAAAUAUCAAUGAAUCUUGUCCCAUUUCCAAAACUACAUUACCUGACAUCCAGCAUUACGCCAUUAUAUUCGUUAUCUAAUAUUCAUAUGCCACCUCGAAGAUUAGAUCAAAUGUUUACAGAUGCUUUUUCAAAAGAUUACCAACUUUUACAAGCAGAUCCAAAACAUGGACUAUACCUCGCAUGUUCUUUAAUGCUACGGGGUGAUGUAGAAAUUUCAGACAUAAGACGUAACAUUGAUCGUUUAAGAACCAAUCUGAAUUUUAUAUAUUGGAAUCAAGAAGGUUGGAAAACAGGCCUGUGUUCCAUACCCCCUGUUGAUCAACAUCGGUCUCUGUUAGCACUAUCAAACAACACUUGCAUGCAGCAUUCCUGCCUGGACAUUCGCAACAGGUUCAUGAAGCUUUACAAGAGAAAAGCUCACAUACACCAUUACACAAAAAUAGGAGGAUUUGAAGAUAGUUUGUUUACAGAGAGUAUCGAAUCUUUAGAUUGGCUUAUUAGUGAAUAUGAAACUUUAGAAUCAACUGUUUUAAAUCCUCCUCAAUGUGUAGAGAGGUUGCAGAUAGCUUAAUCAAUGUUUUAGUGCAGAUGAGUCCCUGCUUUAUUUAUAGU